UGGUCCUCCGGGGGCGGGGGCGGCGGCGGCGGCGGUCCCAGGCUCUGUGUCCCGCCGCGCCGGCCGCACUUCUGGUUUCCGCGGUCGCCGCACUCGGCCCGCGAGCCCGCCGGUGGCAGUGCCUCGUCUCUCCGCGCGCCCGCCCUCCGUGUUCUUCGGGCUGGACCUGUGUGGGGAGCGCCCCGCGCGCCGCCGCCCGCAUGGCUGCCAUCAAGGCGCUGCAGCAGUGGUGCCGGCAGCAGUGCGAGGGUUACCGGGACGUGGACAUCACCAACAUGACAACCUCGUUCCGCGACGGCCUGGCCUUCUGCGCUAUCCUGCACCGCCACCGGCCUGAUCUCAUAAACUACAGUGCCCUCCGGAAGGAAAACAUUUACGAGAACAACAAACUUGCCUUCAGUGUGGCUGAGGAGCAGCUGGGCAUCCCUGCCCUGCUGGAUGCCGAGGAUAUGGUGGCCCUGAAGGUGCCGGACCGGCUGAGCAUCCUGACCUAUGUGUCGCAGUACUACAACUACUUCCACGGCCGCUCCCCCAUUGGGGGCAUGGCUGGCAUAAAGAGGCCCCCGUCGGACCCCGAGGAGGCGCCAUCUGGGAAGAAAGCCCCGUCCACAACGGCCAAGCUGCCCUCACCCGCCCCGGCCCAGGCGCUACCAAUGUCUGCAGCCAGGACAAGCUCUGUGGUUCCGAGGACAGACGGGGGCCCUAAGGCUGGCCAGACGGUGGCGGGCAGUGCAGUCAGCAGCACCUGCGGGGUCUGCGGCAAGCACGUCCAUCUGGUCCAGCGGCACCUGGUUGAUGGGCGGCUCUACCACCGCAGCUGCUUCAGGUGUAAGCAGUGCUCCAGCACGCUGCGCUCCGGGGCCUACCGGGCCGCUGGGGAGCCGGGCACCUUUGUCUGCACCAACCAUCACUCCAAAGCCAGCUUGGCGAACGCCACAUCACCGGCCCUGGCUUCCAAACAGCCAGGGGCCACUCCUGUGGAGCCAGGGGCCCCCAGCGUCCUGCGGAAGGCCCAGGAGAUGAAUGGGCAGGGAGAGGCAGCGCCGAAGGCCCAGCAAGCAGCCCAGCAGCCUGCAGUGGGCAAUACGACCACAAGAGGCUUUGCUCGGACUCCAUCUGAGCCCCCACCCUCCACCCUUCCUGUCCACGUGGGGAGCCCGGCAGGGUCCAGGCUGCCUGCGGGCCCAGUGGCCUCCCGCCUGGAGCACAGCACAGCCGGCACGCGUGUGACCAAUAGCACCCCAGUGGGGUGGACAUCAUCUGCUCAGGGUCCAGUGACGAACAGCUCUCGGUCUACCCUUAGUGUCCCAGAGCCUUCCUCAGCCAUGCUUCAAGGCCGCGGGGCAUCCCGAGUAUCAGCUGCUGUGACCAAGCUCAGCUCGAACUCAGCUUCUUCGGGUGCAGUGGACCCCCCAGCCUGGACCCCCUCGGCCACUAGGACCCAGCAGGCCCGGGAGAGGUUCUUCCAGAGCCCAGCUGCCCCCAGCAGUGGCCCUGUGGGCCAGACCCGCACCUCAGCCAACACCCCCUCCCAGGACAGUAGCAGGGAGCAGGCACGGAGCUUUAUCAAGAAGGCCCUCUCGGGGGUGGAGGCGGCUGGCGCCCAGGCGCCUGGCAGGUCCUCCCCCGCUGUGAAUUCCUGUCCUAAAACCGAAGGUCCAAAAGCAGUUCCCUCAGGCAAGCCAUCGCAGCCAGACGCUCCCCGCACCCUCAGCUCCACUUCGAGGAUGGCGCCGUCUGCCCCGAGUGUGGGCAACACCUCACAGGCAUCUGGGUCAUCCCAGGUGGGCAAGGGCUCGGCCGUGUCCUCACAGGUCAGCAGGGCAGGGACAGACUCCAGGCUGAAGCCAGAGGCCCCGACGGCAAAAGGUCCAAGCACCAGCCCCCAGCAAAGCCAAGAGGAUGGGCCAGAAGGAUGGAGGGCCCGCCUGAAGCCUGUGGAUAAGAAGCCGCCCGCUGGGAGGGCAAAGGAGCUGAAGGAGCCACGGGUCCCGGCAGAGCCAAAGGCUGGAGAUGCCCCAGCGGCCCCCAGGACCUCUGUGCAGGCCUCAGGCGGCCUCCAGGGGGGCGUUCGGAUCACCCUGACCCACGUACAGCCAGAGCAGACACCGGGCCACCCUGGCCCAGGAACCAGGCUCCCAGCUGCCUCCCCCUCCUCAUCCCCCCGCAGGAGACUGGCCGUCCCUCCCAGCCUCGAUGUGUCUGCCGAUUGGCUUCAGUCGGAGCCGUCAGGGCAGGAAGCCGAAGCCCAGAGCCGGAAGCAGAAGCCUCAUUCUCAGGACAAACCAGGGAGGCCCUCGGGCCUGGCCAGCGUCCCCGCCUCGCCCGAGAAGACCAUGUGCUCUCCUGUCAGGCUGCACCCCGACUAUGUCCCCCAAGAGGAGAUUGAGAGGCAGCUGCAGGACAUCGAGAGGCAGCUGGACGCGCUGGAGCACAGGGGUGUCGCGCUGGAGCAGCAGCUGCGUGCGGCCGAUGGGGCUGCCGAGGAGGACGACCUCAUGGUGGCCUGGUUCCGGCUUGUCCACGAGAAGCAGCUGCUGCUGAGGCUGGAGUCCGAGCUGAUGUACAAGUCCAAGACCCAGCGCCUGGAGGAGCGGCAGCUGGACCUGGAGGGCGAGCUCCGCAGGCUGAUGGCCAAGCCUGAGGGUCUGAAGUCCCCCCAGGACCGGCGGCGAGAGCAGGAGCUGCUGAGCCAGUAUGUGAGCACUGUGAAUGACCGCAGUGACAUUGUGGACAUCCUGGACGAGGACCGACUCAGGGAGAAAGAGGAGGACCAGGUGCUGCAGGACAUGAUCCAGAGGCUGGACCUGCAAAAGAAAAAGUCCAAGUUCCGCUUGUCCAAGAUCUGGGGCCAGAAGAGCAAAAGCAGUCAUGCGGAGUGAGCUCUCCGCCGGUGCCGCAGGACCUGCACAGCGCCCUGCCCGUCUGCGCCUCCACUGCUCCCUCCCUGGGGUCUUCUUGGCCCCAAUAAACAGACUGGCGAUGCCUA
Molecule: messenger RNA, 2989 nt
Organism: Chinchilla lanigera (long-tailed chinchilla)
Lineage: Eukaryota; Metazoa; Chordata; Mammalia; Rodentia; Chinchillidae
Gene: Micall2
Product: MICAL-like 2
Exons: 17
Coding region: 201-2882 (893 amino acids)
Biological process (GO): actin filament bundle assembly
Cellular component (GO): actin cytoskeleton; plasma membrane
Molecular function (GO): actin filament binding
Source: RefSeq, a predicted model, not a curated record